Molecule: messenger RNA, 8136 nt
Organism: Triplophysa rosa
Lineage: Eukaryota; Metazoa; Chordata; Actinopteri; Cypriniformes; Nemacheilidae
Gene: pou2f1b
Product: POU class 2 homeobox 1b
Exons: 14
Coding region: 109-2181 (690 amino acids)
Biological process (GO): regulation of transcription by RNA polymerase II
Cellular component (GO): nucleus
Molecular function (GO): DNA-binding transcription factor activity, RNA polymerase II-specific; RNA polymerase II cis-regulatory region sequence-specific DNA binding
Source: RefSeq, a predicted model, not a curated record
ACUCUCAGAUCUACCAUGCUGAUGCUGCAGUGAGUGGAUCGGGAUUCGGGAAGCCCCUGUGUUGUGUUUUCGUAUUAAGGUUUAAGGAUUCGGGCUUAAAUAUUCAAAAUGGCGGACGGAGGAGCAGCGAGUCAAGAUGAGAGUUCAGGACCAGAUUCUAGAAUGAGUAAUCCAUCGGAAACGAGUAAAUGUGCAAUGGAGAGCGGGGACGAAAACACUGGUGCCCAAACAAAUGGUCUGGACUUUCAGAGACAGACUGUGCAAACAACAAGCGCAAUCACCAACGCACACGCACAGGCCCUGCUCCAACAGUUGACUUUGACUCCAGCGCAGCAGCAGUUAUUGCUGCAGCAGGCCCAGGCUCAGCUGUUUGCAGCAGCCGUGCAGCAUUCGGCCGGCCAGCAGAGCAGCACUACAGGAGCCAGCAUCUCCGCCUCCGCAGCCACGCCCAUCACCCACAUCCCCCUCUCCCAACCCAUCCAGAUCACACCUCAGUUACAGCAGCUGCAACAGCAGCAGAACCUCAACCUGCAGCAGUUCGUGCUGGUCCAGCCGGGCCACCACAUCGCAACCCAGCUGCAGCCUGCGCAAUUUAUCAUCUCUCAGACGCCACAUGGUCAGCAGAGUCUCCUGCAAGCCCAGAACCUUCUUACUCAACUACCUCAAAGCCAAGCCAACCUCCUGCAGACCCAGCCAAGCAUCACACUUGCCACACAGCCUGCCACGCCCACGCGCACGAUAGCAGCUACCCCCAUCCAAUCCCUCCCUCACACCCAGAUGACACCAAAGCACAUUGACACGCCCACUCUGGAGGAGCCGAGCGACUUGGAGGAGCUAGAGCAGUUUGCCAAGACCUUCAAACAGAGACGUAUCAAACUGGGCUUCACGCAGGGGGAUGUUGGCCUUGCCAUGGGAAAACUUUACGGGAAUGACUUCAGCCAAACCACCAUUUCUCGAUUUGAGGCCUUGAACCUGAGCUUUAAAAACAUGUGCAAACUGAAGCCCCUGCUUGAGAAAUGGCUCAAUGAUGCAGAGAAUCAGACGUCUGAUCAGGGCCUGUCCAGUCCCAGCUCUCUUGGCUCGCCUGGGUUGGGCUUGGAGGGCCUGAACCGUCGCCGCAAGAAGAGGACCAGCAUCGAGACCAACAUCAGAGUGGCCUUAGAAAAGAGCUUUCUGGAGAACCAAAAACCUACCUCUGAGGAGAUCACCAUGAUCGCGGACCAGCUCAAUAUGGAAAAAGAGGUGAUCCGAGUAUGGUUCUGUAACCGCAGGCAGAAAGAGAAGAGGAUCAACCCACCCAGCAGUGGCAGUGCCGCCAGCACCCCCAUCAAAGCGAUCUUCCCACCUACCACUCUGGCCAGUCUUGUGACCAGUAAUGUGCCGACUACAAUGACUGUAAACCCAAUUUUGCCUCUCACCAGCACUGUCUCCAGCGUCAGUUUCACUGGUACGACUAUUGGCUCGGCCACCACUAACACUGCAUCCGUCAUCUCCACUGCACCUGUGAUCACUACCGCAGCAUCCUCUCCCUCGCUCAGCCCUUCUCCCACCACGCCACAGACGACCUCAGUGGAGCAGGUGUCGCCUCAGGAGAUUGUGACUGCGGUUAGUCAGGCACCAUCCUCCCUGGCGUCCACUUUCGGCACCGGACAGGUGAUGGUGGCCUCCAGCCUCUCUGCGGCUCUGCAAGGUGCCGCCCAGCUACCCACCAGCGCCAGCCUUGCUGCCAUGGCUGCUGCCGCUGGCCUCAAUCCUGGGCUCAUGGCAUCCUCGCAAUUCGCUCCUGGUGGGGCUCUUCUAAGUUUGGCACCUGGUGGUCUCGGGAGCGGUCUGAGUCCAGCACUAUUGAGCAACAGCACCUUGGCCACAAUCCAAGGUGUGUGGAGCGCUCUGGCGUCUAGUGGCACUCUGCCUAUUACAUCUCUGGAUGGGAGUGGGAAUCUGCUGUUUGCGAACACCUGCGCAGGCAGUACCCCAAAUCUUGUGACGACGCCCCUAUUUCUGAACCCUCAGAACCUGUCACUGCUCGCCAGUAACCCGGUCAGCCUGGUGUCUGCAGGUGGGGCAUCAGGUGCCUCUGGGGCCCUCAACCUGCACAUAAGCGCUGAUGCCCACCAGAAUGCAGUUACCACGGCAACUAUGCCCGCCUCCACCAUCAUCACAGCCUCAAAGGCCCAGUGAAAGCUUUACCCACUCUUCUCCUCUUCUAUACGCUUACUCUUCAUCAACUCUCUUGCUACCACCAAAAACAAACCCACAUAGACUUAAUGUCGAUGUUUUAACUUUUAAUGGUUACGUUUGUAUCUUCUUUUGACAUAUCUUUUACACCUUAAUGAUGGUAUGUUUUGGACCUCACUUUUUAGCAACCAUAAGCGAAUGUUGGCAUCUCCAUAGGGCUUGCAUCAGGAGAGAGGAAACCUCCCUGGACAUUGUGCCAAGUCUCUCUGUGCGAUGCAAAGACAUAUUCGGUUUAGCGAGCUCAUUCUUCGCUCCCAUUCUUAUAUCACACUAUAUCUGCAACUCUCUUCUUCAGAAGUUCUUCUGAAAUGCUUUAAACCAAAAAACUUUGUUUACUCCGUUGAAUGAUACCUUCUUAACCCCAAGAGUAGCCCUCAUCUCCUCACAUAGAUAAAGAACACCUUAUGUUCUUCUGUAGACGUUCUAGUCUCUUUCCACUGGAGAUUCUGCUUUACAGGCUUUUUUACAACUUUUCCUUUUAAAUGCACUUGUUUUUUUGUAUCAAGCAGUGGGUUAGCUUUACGUCCUGUAUCUUACUAACAUGUGGUUACAAGGCUUUAACGGAGUAAUAAGCGGCUGUGAUGCGGUUUCAUUGCUUUAAGGAAUCGUUUGACAGGCCUUUCUUUCUAGAAACACUUCUAGAUUCAUUUUUUUUGUAGUUUACUCUGUAGUGGCCGACUUUAAGACUGGGUCUGAAUCCAGUCACAGGCUAACUUAAUACUAAAAGCUUUAAGGAAUCGUGUGAUUAUCCAUCGAGGGGGAUUUGUUGGGCCGUAGCGUUUAAUCUCGGUAAUUGAAAAGCGUAAGGAACGUGUGUACUGAGAACUCACAAACCUUACGUGGCUUUACUUUGCAGGACUGUGUAACCACGUAAGGUAAACCUCCUCAAGGUCUUCCUCGCAAGGGAUGUACUUUUGGUAAAGUCACCUGAUUGUGAAGGUGUAGGUCAAGUGAGAGAGUUAAGUUGGAUGAUGUUAUUUUUAUUUUUUUUAAUUGUUUGAUUUUCUACUUGUGCACAGUAUCUGUACCAAAAAAAACUGGAUUUGAGAACUGCAGUCUGCUGAGUUUGAGCAGAACUCCUGUCACGCUUUAAGAGGUCUUUAUUUCAGAGGUCUUUGUAUUGCCUCUCUUUGAAGAUAUACCAAAAAUCUUUGUUAUACCUGUUGCUGUAUAUUGCUGUUGUAGCGUAGAAGCCUAAAUAUUUAUGAGCGAAGGCUCUUGGUAGACCACAGGAAAUAUAAUGCAAUAUUUUAAAAGUUUUUCCAAAGACUAAAAUGUUUUUUUCUUUUCAUUUCUUUCAUUUUCUAAUAUUAUUUUUGAAAAGGUGGCUGUCUUUCCUCAAUUUUGUAAAGUGUCAAAGCAACUAACUAGAUCUGGGGUGCCACAGCAAGAUCAUGGAGUACCAGCAUGAGAACAGGAAUUGUCCCUUUCGCUGGUCAUUUGAGUGGGCAAAAUAUAGACAGAAAAUGGAGUCUGUCCUGUUAAAUAUUUAAAAAUGACAGAGAUGCGUUCUUGAAACUAAUGCCAGUAUGUUCAGGCCUUGCAGCCUUUUAAAUAUUUUCCAUUAUUUGUAGUUCAGAGGUGGCAGACUCAGUCCUCAGUAAUCUAAAAUCAGGGCCAUCGCUUCAAUUUACGGGCACUAUAUCAUUUUUUUAUAGGUGUCCCUUCCUGGGGCCCAAUGAGAAGGUUAUACCAUAUAAAACAUUAGUUGGUCCCUUCGUCACUGGGGGCCGAUUUUUUUUUCAGUCAUCUGGGAGCAGAAUUGAAUUUUAGCCGAAUGUUUUUUUUUUCCCCGACCAAUGUAAUGCAGCCAUGAUGUAAAGCUUGAACCAAAGUCGUUUUCUCGCUAGCUGCUGUGCCUGUGUGGACCAGCGCAGUGCUGACCACACUUUCACUACUCACUACUGACAAAACUUUGCCAUCUAUUACACUUCUUUUUCACAAAUUGUCUAACAGAUUGCAUUUGGCUUCAUAAAGAAAAAAGCGCAGCGUUAACUUAUUUUAGCUCUUGAUAUUGACGCAUUUAAUGAUCCAAAGAGAAACUAAAGGGCCUUGUAUUUAAGUGCUGUUGUGAUUUCGGGAGUCCUUGGUCCUUCAUUUCAUUUUUCUCCCUUCUUUGUAAAUCUAGGUUUUGGAAGAACCCAGAUGCUGCAUUGGUGUUGCCUAGCCAAAACGUUUUCACGAGUGUAUAGCAAUAGAAAUAAUACCACCAAAGUCUAAGGAGAACCUGUGGAUGUGCAGAAGGCCCAGGAGCUUUUGUUGGCAUGCAUGACAAGAAGGUGAAUUUUAAGCAUAGCAUUGGUACAUUCUUUAAAUAUUUUUAUGUUAAAGGAAAGUAGAGCUAGGUGUAUUGUGAGAAUUACAUUAGUAUUUCAUCUGUAGCAUUCCUGUUAACUUUCUUGAAUUGUCACAGAGAAGUCGGCAUCUCUUCCGUUGUCCCUAUUAUUGUGGCCCUGUCUGUCAGUUCUUUACACAUGGUGUUUUUUUGUGUUGUUUAUAUAAUUUGAAAUACCUCAACAGCACUUACAUGAAAGGUUCACUUUGCGCAAGACACCAGUCAACUUCAGAAUGUACAGAAGCUGUUUGUAACAGUGUACAACUACAAACGUAAUAGAACAGAAAAAUCUGUAAUAAUAAUGUCUCACAAGUCUACUACUGCUAUUUCAAGUACUACUACUUAAAGGGUAUUUCCAGGUUAACUUGUAAUGAAUAUUUUGUUAUCCUACUUUGCCAAAGUAAAAAAAGCCUUCGUCUUUGCGGCUGGGUCUUGUUGCUGCUCAUUAUGCUGGUUCUGUUCGGAAGUUUCAACGUAGCCUCUCUGGACGUGUCGAUUUAUGUUGUUUUUGCGCAUUUGUGUCAUGACCCGGUAGUGCCGGGACUGUGGGGAGUUACUGAUAUAUUUAUCUGAGGAAUGACUCAAAAGAUUAGAGAACUUCUUUUCUAAUUUCUAUAUAUAUUCACUUAUGUAAGAUGCUCAUAUUUUAUAUUUGAACUAAUAUCUAGUUUGAAUGUAGUGUUUUUGUCAUGCUUAUUCACUAAAAAGAAAACGUAACAAAAAAAACUUCAUUUAUAUUAUAGCUAUUCUUAAAAAAUAAAAAAAGAAGUCUAGACCAAAAAUUGAAACCACACCUUUGUGAUAUGGGAGGGGCUGCCAUGUGCCCCAUCCACAUUGAGGUGUGGUUUGUUCGAGUGGGAGGGGCUUGCGAUGGUGCUCCUAAAGAAAGCUCCCAGCUUUUGUUGACGCUAGGGAAAAAAGACUUAAUAGCACCAAACUACUUUUACAUUUUUCUUUGCUUUUAUGAGUUUAUUUUGCUUUUUAACAAUCUUUAACAAUCAUUUGAAUUUACUUUAUGCCUUUGUUUGUUUGUAUAUCAUAAGGGAGCAACGUCACUGGCUUUCUUAGUUUGACGACAAAACUCACAAUUAUCAUUUAUGCCUUACUAUUAUUUCAGACGUUUGACACGUUGUAGCAAUUUGUAGUGUGUGUGUGGUUGAUGUGAAAGGUGGUUUUGUUGUGAAUGCGUGUGCGCAUGUGAAAGAUGAUGCAACCAAGCAUGCACCAAUGUCAAAACUCACGGUGCAUAUCGACCAUGAAAAUAACGCUGUGAGUUUUAUUUGUGUGUUGUGAUAUUUUGGAACUGUUCACCUAUUAUGGUAGGUAUAAUUCAAGCCGGUUGGAUACCUGUUGAAAAAGCUUUACUAAUAACUCCAGCUGGUUUGUAGGGGGGUGGCGUUUAUUGCAGGUGGUGCAUUUAUUUUGAAAGGUUAGGGUCUUUCUGACGAAAUAACGCGGAAAUACAGAAAACCUAUGGCGUGAAAGUGGAUAUGAGGGCGCAUCAUUAUCGUUGGAUGUAAUUGACCACUUGCCUGUAAAUUUGAACCUGUGAUCACGAGAUGUUUCAGGUGAGAUGUAGAACCUGGCCAACAGCGUCCUGUUUUUUGGCACUUGAUUUUGGCUCGUGUGGAUGCUCUGACUUGUGAUUGGGUAGUUUCUCAAUUGUAGUGGGGUUCGCUGCUGUAGACCCUUAGUCUAGUGACAAAAUAGGGUAGUUGCAGAAGAGGUCAUGCACUAGAAACGCGUGAGAGAGGUGGUCUGAGUAAAGGAGCUGUUGUAUACCUCAUUUAUAACUCGAAACUGAGUAAAACCUGCUUUAGUCCACUUCAAAAGAUAAAAUGAAAUAAUGAACUGUUCCAAAACAGAAGCCUGCAGAUGUCCGUUUAUUGUUUGGAGUGAGGAACCGGGCAGAUACCCAGACAGCUCGCAAACCCUAAUUCCAGACAUUAGUUGCCCAUCCCACUUUUUUUGUAUAUUUUGCGUUAUGCUAAUUUAAAUUCACACUGUAGCCAUUUUGUACCAAAGCUUGUUUAUGAUUUGACAAUCGUCGGCCUUAUAAACCCCUUGAUCCAUUUCUGCCUCUGGUGCGGGUUUUGUGCGUUUGUGUGGUUUGCUUUCUUCUGGGUUGAUGGUCUGCUUGUUUCUCACCUUCCCUGUGGUAACCAAAGACUUUCAAAGUGAUUGUAUGGACUAAACUCUUCUCGUAACCCUGCCUCAACCAUCAGCAUGGGAUUUGAGAUUGUCGGUCACACGUGUGCUGUGUGGGCGGGGCUUAGUAGAAAGAGGAAGAAAAACAGCUCUGCUGGCUUCUUGAAAGGAUUUCUUAAAAGUAACCCUUCAUGGGCUGGGUGAUGUUUUUUAAUACACGCUGAAGGAAGGCCUGAGCUCACUGCAAACUGCUCAGGAUAAACUGUUCUCUGGAGUUACACUUUCUGUGGCUACAGCAAGGCAAACACUUUUCUGUCUACACACAACACAUGCAAUGUCUCUCCAUAGUUAAAUCUUUUAGAUGCUGUCAUCCUGUGGUUUCUGUGUCUGUGUAGUUCUCUAGCUUUGCUGUUUCCACUCUCAUGAUUUCAAUUGGUUUGAUCGAUCAGCCGUGCAACUAUGCAUCCUUGUUCUCCAUCCUGCAGGGGUGGCGUCCGAAUGACACGUCUUUUCAGACGGGUCUCAACGUUUUAUGCUGAGUAAAAGAAACUAUAAGCUCUAUCCCAAAGCAAAAAUCCAAAUAUGAAAUGUUUUACAAAUGCAGAUACCAAAGAAUACUCUCUUCAUUUUUCUUCUUCCUCACCAAACCCUUCAGCUUGUGUGUUAAGAAACAGAACCCAGCUCUGGCAGUAGUCCUAACCUCAGUAAUUCCAAAGCUUAGAUGUAUAUUUUGGUAUUUUUCUGAGAUGCUUAUGGGGAAAAAACGUUUGUCGUUAAAAUUUUCUUGUUUGUUGGAUUUGUUGCUCUUUUUCUGUCACAGCAUGGAAUUAACUGCAAAACUGUCUUACUGUAGGUUAAAGAAAUAGUAUUUUUGUAUGUUUUUGGAUGUGUCGAUGUAUGUGAUAUCAGUUUCACUGCCCAAGUUAUCAUUGUUUUUAAAACAAAAGACAGAAAAAAGUUAAGUAAAAAAUGUGUACAUAAAACUUCUAGUCAAGGAUUUCAAAAGAAAUCUCUCUAUACUCUCGUUUUCAUAUUUCCUACAGCUAAAGUUCAAGGAAUUUCAUUAACACCCUGUCACAUACUGUAGAUUCUUUCUUCAGGACCUGUAACUCACUGUUGUCAUAGUGAUGAUUGGUUAGGUUAUGGAUAUCACUACAAACCUGAACUCUUGUGCCACUCGUGGCCGGUUAACAAGUGAACAUACCCCAGACUGAACGCUAAAUGGCUACAUCACUGUAGCUAAGAAUGAUUGUGUAGAUUAUAAGUAUGUGAAUCAGGAUUACAUGGUAGAUUUGAUGCAUUUGUCUGCUGUAUUUUGUUUUUUUUAUAUAUAUAUAAAGAUAAUCUUUUACUGUAUAUGUACAGUUCCUUUUUUGUUGUAAACAUCAUUAAACCAUUUUCCAAGUGUUUUAAUA